CUUUAAGCCCCGAUAGUGCCAUAUGGCACUCUUGCGUGACUGCAUCUUAUUCCCGAGAGUGCCAUUUGGCACUCUGAGACCUGCCUUCAUUCUGACCAAUCAAAAGACCUGUUAUAUUGUUGCUAGGCUGCUCCAUUGUUUUUCAACCAAUAGAAAAGAGUUUUAGCUUUCAUUUGACGUGUCAAACGUGACAAGCUUUCACUGAGCAUCACGAUGAAAAUCGCAACUGAAGUUUGAUGGCGGCCGCUAGCGAAAGCGAAGUUGAAGAGGACGUGUUCUUGGGAUUUGACGAAGAAGAAAGAGAAACUGUUGCUGCUUGGAGACAAGAAAGAUUUGAAGCUAGAAAUCAGAGUGACUCGGAGUCAGAUAUUUCAGUCUCUUCUGUUUCUACCGAAGACCUUUCAGACUUUGAAGAGGAAGAAGCCGAAGAAGAAACGUGGAACGAAAACUCAAACCCUGUUGAGGUCUCCCCAUUCACUGAGGCUACUGGCCCAACUUCUGGAGUUGCAGAAGAUGGAACUGCAAUCGAUUUCUUCUAUUUGAUGUUUCCAGAAGAACUUAUAGAGCAAAUCGUCGCUGAAACGAACCGCCAUGCACGGGAAUGUAUCGCUACGAAGCCCGACCGUGAAUGGUAUGAGACAACGCUUGAUGAAAUGAAAGCCUUUAUCGGUCUUCACGUGCUGUUUGGCAUCAAAAGGUUGCCUGCAACUCGCCUUUACUGGAGUGAGGAUCCACUCAUUGGCGUCCCUUUCGUUAAAAAAGUGAUGUCGAGAAAUCGCUUUGACAAAUUGUCCAAGUAUUUUCAUUUAAAUAAUAAUGCAAAUCAAGCUCCUCGUGAAGAUCCUGGACAUGACAAAUUGUUCAAAGUUCGCCCUGUUCUUGAUCGCGUCGUUCAAUGUUGUAAAAUGGAACUGAGACCGCAAAAAGAUUUAUCCGUCGACGAAGCGAUGGUAAAGUUUAAGGGACGGCUUGGAAUGAGACAAUAUAUGCCGAUGAAGCCUGUUAAGCGUGGAAUUAAAGUGUGGGUUUGCGCCGAAGCGUCUAGUGGCUUUGUCUGCGACUUCCAAGUUUACACGGGAAAAAGACAAGAUGGCGCCGCCGAACAAAACUUGGGUUAUCGUGUUGUUCACGAUUUAACUCGGAGCUUUACUGGGAAAAAUCAUCAUGUCUUCUAUGACAAUUUUUUCUCAACUGUUAAGCUUGCCGAAGAUCUGUUGGAGGAUCAAAUUUAUUCAUGUGCAACGGCAAGAGCGAACAGGAAAGACUUUCCUAAGGAUCUCGCGGCAAACAAUCCUCGCAUCAAGCGAUUGAAGCAAGGAGAGGCGCUGUUUAGGCGAAAGAACAAUGUCGUUGCAACAACCUGGAAGGACAAAAAGGUUGUUCACUUUAUCAGUACUGAAAGUAAUCCAGUAGGAAACGAGACUGUAAACCGUAAGCAGCGCGAUGGAACUGUUAUUCAAGUGCCGACUGUUCCCGUUGUGAAGAGUUACAACAAGAGCAUGGGAGGCGUAGACCUUCACGAUCAGUUGCGUGGGUAUUACGCUAUCGGAACUAAAUCAAGGAAAUGGUGGCGCUAUCUUUUUUGGUUUUGUGUCGAUCUAAGUAUUGUCAAUGCGUUUAUCUUGGAGAAAAAGGCCGUAAAUCAUCGUUCAAGAACACAACUAACAUUUAGAGUCGAACUUGCGAAGGACCUUAUCGGGGAUUUCACGAGCCGUGGAAGAACAGCAAGUUCUGGGCAGACGGAGGCUGGACAUUGGCCGAUUGCUUUUGAUAAAGGACGAUGCAAACGAUGCCUCAAACGAAAGAGGACAACGUUUUGCAGAAUGGGUUGCCAGCACUGCAACAAGCGGAUUUGCUUGGAAUGCUUCCCGAAUCACAUCGGUGACCUAAGCUAAGCGCCACAAGCGCGCGAAAUUCAAAUUUCACCUAUUGAACAUUUGCUUCGUUUACUUCGCAAUAACCAGAACUUGAGGCAUUACUUGAAAUCUAUUUUAUUGUACAUAGACAUAUUUAUUGAUGCUUUCGCAUUUAGUAGGAUUUAGCUAGUAUUUGAGCGUUUUUUUUGCCAUUUUUUUGCAAGGUAACAUUGUAUUUCAGUGUAAACAAUGACAUUUUUCAGACUUGUGCAAUGUUUCUCUUGCUUCAGUUCACUUCAUGAUUAACCGUUUGCUGUAGGUUAAGUCUAGAAUUAAAGAUAAAUUGUUGCUGAA
Molecule: messenger RNA, 2210 nt
Organism: Orbicella faveolata
Lineage: Eukaryota; Metazoa; Cnidaria; Anthozoa; Scleractinia; Merulinidae
Product: piggyBac transposable element-derived protein 4-like
Source: RefSeq, a predicted model, not a curated record